Messenger RNA from Drosophila montana, 917 nucleotides. RefSeq lists its product as uncharacterized. The transcript has 2 exons. Lineage: Eukaryota; Metazoa; Arthropoda; Insecta; Diptera; Drosophilidae. The record is from RefSeq and is a predicted model, not a curated record. The coding region runs from base 1 to 831 and encodes 276 amino acids.
AUGUCUCCACGCCAACAACAAGGCCGAUCCAAGAGCCGACCGGCAACGGAAUCGUUCCGAUGCCGAGUAUGCCGAGGAGUCCACGCGCUGCGAAAGUGCCAGCGGUUCAUGCGGCUGUCUCCAGAGAAGAGACUCCGAGCAGUUCUGGUCAACAAAUACUGCCCAAACUGCCUGGCUCACCAACAUUCCGGGGAGUCAUGUCGCCGCAAGGACAAGUGCCGCAAGUGCCAGGGCGACCAUCACACCUUGCUUCAUUUGCAAGAAGCGCGUCGCAUGCCAUCGCGAUCUCCAGAGCGAUCCCAAACAAGGCGCAGCACCAAGGCCCAAGCGCGACGCUCCGCGCCGCCUUCAUCCGCUGGUUCCAUCUCCUUGUCGACAUUAAUGGAACACAAAAGGACAACCGUGCUCCCGAGAGCACUCAUCCGACUUGGAAACGGCAAGGCGACCCGCGACACUCGGGCACUUUUAGACCCGUGCUGUCCGGUAAGUCUUAUCGACGCAUCCUUGGCAAAGGCCUCCGGGCUAUCCGUCACCCGCGUCGGUAAAGACAACGCUUGCUCGGCCAUUAUAAGUUCCAGGACCUCUAGCUUCCAGCGAGAGGUCAUCCUGCAAGUGAUGCCAAAUCUCCGGUAUCAAACUCCAACGAAGCUCGUCAGCGAGAAACUAAACGAGCCCUUCAACAACGUUCGAUUGGCAGACGAUCGCUGGUUCCAGCCGGAAAUCUCCAAUCUGGUUUUGGGCUCGGAUAUCUAUCCAGAUUUAAUUCUCCAAGGCGGGCGGCAUGUUCACACAAGAAGUGUAUCCGACAGUCGCCAUCCAACCGCCAUGUAACUCCGGAACCAGUACAUGGAACAUGUACUGAAAUUUCACCUCACUUACACUAAUACAUUGUAAUGCACUCUGAAAAUAUAGAACAG